AUGAGCCGACCGUCGGCAAAGCUCUGCGCAGACUGCCUCCCAGGUGUGCUGCGGCAGUCUCGCGCCUCGCGGUCUGCCGCACCGCUGCGGGGCGUCGCUCGCGAGAGGUCAUAUACUACUAUCCAGCGGAGGGAGUUCUCUCCUGCUGGGGCGAGCAGCACUCGAGUCACGCCGGGUCCUGUGUCUACUGGCCGGAUCGUAGGCUCUCGCCUGCCAAUGCGAUCUGGGCAGAGGGGGCGGGGUCUGGCCACUCCCAGUAGCGGAGCCACGGCUCAAAAGCGCGCGGCGGAGAAGGAAUCGUCGGGACCGCCGCAGGAAGGACCGUUGAAGGAGUAUGAUAUCAGGGUGCAGGAGGGUCGGCUGCGGGAUGACCCGUAUCAGAGAGGAAUCAUUCAAAACCUGCAAGACCUCUUCGAAGCGCUGAAAGACUACCACCCGCCUCAAGUCGUCCACCCCAGUAUCGAAUCCCUGGACCCACAGCCGAAGCAGUCCUUCUUCGGCACUCUCUUCGGCCGUGGUGCUGCCGCGAAGGCAGCAACCUCGAAUGUCCCAGAGAAUCUCCCCAAGGGCUUGUAUAUGUAUGGCGAUGUGGGGUGUGGAAAGACCAUGCUGAUGGAUCUGUUCUUUGACACGCUGCCGUCCAAUAUCCAGACCAAGACACGCAUUCAUUUCCAUAAUUUCAUGCAGGAUGUACAUAAGCGCAUGCAUGUGGUGAAGAUGAAGUAUGGCAAUGACUUCGAUGCGUUGCCGCUUGUUGCGGCGGAUAUCGCCGAGACAGCGAGUGUGCUGUGCUUCGAUGAGUUCCAGUGUACUGAUGUCGCCGAUGCGAUGAUAUUGCGGAGACUUCUUGAGUCUCUCAUGUCCCACGGCGUCGUCCUCGUCACCACCUCCAACCGUCACCCCGACGACCUGUAUAAAAAUGGCAUUCAGCGCGAGUCUUUUAUUCCCUGCAUCAACCUCCUCAAAACCGAUCUCAACGUCAUCAACCUCAAUUCCCCUACGGACUACCGCAAAAUUCCCCGCCCCCCAGCCGCAGUCUACCACCACCCUCUGGGCCCAGAGGCCACGCAGCACGCCCAGAAGUGGUUCGACUUCCUAGGCGAUCCAAUCAAUGAACCCCCACACGCAGAUACCCAGGUUGUCUGGGGCCGCACGAUCAAAGUCCCGCUUGCCAGCGGCAAGGCGGCGCAGUUCACCUUCAAUCAGCUCAUUGGCACUGCCACCGGCGCCGCCGAUUAUCUUGAACUGGUGCGGCACUACGACGCGUUCAUCGUCACCGACGUCCCUGGCAUGAAUCACAACCAGCGUGACCUGGCCCGCCGUUUCAUCACCUUCAUUGAUGCGGUCUACGAAAGCAGGGCCAAACUCGUGCUCACCACCGAGGUUCCCCUCACGAACCUCUUCCUCUCCGAGUCCGACGUCAAAGACUCGCUCCAGAAGUCCGGCGACGACCACUCUGACCUGUCUGAUGCCAUGCGUAACCUCAUGGACGAUCUCGGCAUGUCCGUCCAAGCCCUCAAGAACACCUCCAUCUUCAGCGGUGAUGAGGAGCGCUUCGCCUUCGCCCGUGCGCUGUCCCGUCUCUCUGAGAUGGGCAGCAAGGAGUGGGUUGAGCGUGGGCUGGGCGUGGGCAAGUCCGCUGUCGAGGGGAAGGAGGAGCGCGAUGCUUGGCUGAAGACUAGGAGUCAUUGGAGCGAGGAUAACAUGUAG
Molecule: messenger RNA, 1710 nt
Organism: Penicillium macrosclerotiorum
Lineage: Eukaryota; Fungi; Ascomycota; Eurotiomycetes; Eurotiales; Aspergillaceae
Product: AFG1/ZapE family ATPase
Exons: 4
Coding region: 1-1710 (569 amino acids)
Biological process (GO): protein quality control for misfolded or incompletely synthesized proteins
Cellular component (GO): cytoplasm; mitochondrion
Molecular function (GO): ATP hydrolysis activity; ATP binding
Source: RefSeq, a predicted model, not a curated record